Talaromyces stipitatus ATCC 10500 is the source of this 1082-nucleotide messenger RNA. RefSeq lists its product as uncharacterized. Bases 61 to 1014 code for a protein of 317 amino acids. Lineage: Eukaryota; Fungi; Ascomycota; Eurotiomycetes; Eurotiales; Trichocomaceae. The transcript is spliced from 2 exons. The record is from RefSeq and is a predicted model, not a curated record.
GGGACUGGUGGUAUAUAAACGUUGUCCAGAGUGAUAAGUCCGCACUAAAAUCGACGCGCUAUGACUUCCAGAUCUCCCCGACGACCGCCACCGGCGUAUACUGCGCCUGCUACGGCUACCGUUUACGCAUCUUCACCCGUCUAUAGGAAAAUCGCAGCCACGGCAGCCGAGUCGUCUGCUCGCAAAUUGGAGACUACGUUCACGAUUGGUCCGUGUUCCGGACAGGCGUGGGUUGUUAAAGCAGGCCAGGUAUGUCGAUUGACGACGCCAGAGGGACCGCAGGUGGGAGAUCUCAACAUCUGGAAUGCACAUAAUCCUCGCGAACGUAUGUGGGCGGCGCGAACCCGUCAAAUUCACAGCUCGCAUGUCUCGGUUGGCGACCGCCUAUGGUCCAAUCUGCCAUAUCUACGACCAUUGGUGACUAUUACUGGUGAUUCCCUUGCCGGAGGUCAAUUGCACAACGUUUUGGAUGCGGAAGGGAAUAAGCUGGAAGGCAAAGGCUUUGGAACAACUCAGUGGGGAGGUCGAGUUCACGAUUUGCUAGGAACACGGUGCGACCCGUACGUGAAUUUGCUCAUGGGCGGAGAAACCUUUGAUUUCCACUGUCAUUCGAACUUGACUCGCGCAGUGGUUCCUUUUGGCUUGACGGAGUUUGACGUACACGACGUGCUCAAUGUGUUUCAAGUGACGGGCUUGGAUGAGCAAGGGAAGUACUUUAUGGAGACAUCGCCUGCACGACCCGGGGAGUAUUUUGAAUUCUUUGCAGAAGUAGAUGUACUCUGCGCGCUUUCAGCGUGUCCAGGUGGCGAUCUUUCGCAGUGGGGCUGGGAAGGAAAGGAAGGAAGCGAUAUGGCGGCAACGUGCCGUCCUCUGGGGGUAGAAGUCUACAGUCUCGUCGAUACGGAGAUCAUGAAAGAUUGGAAGCAACCGGAAAGCCCUGGUUACAAGGGAAUGCACGGGCUGAAAAUGCCACCGAGGGAGGAUCGCAAAGACAACAAGCAUGUUGGUGUGUAGCUUGACAAACUACACAAUUAGGAAGUGGACAGGUUGCUAAAUAAUGCAAUUGACUUCAUUUCAGCUGU